Limanda limanda (common dab) is the source of this 1703-nucleotide messenger RNA. RefSeq names its product S-phase kinase-associated protein 2, E3 ubiquitin protein ligase (gene skp2). The transcript has 9 exons. Lineage: Eukaryota; Metazoa; Chordata; Actinopteri; Pleuronectiformes; Pleuronectidae. The coding region runs from base 52 to 1299 and encodes 415 amino acids. The record is from RefSeq and is a predicted model, not a curated record. Gene Ontology annotation, molecular function: protein binding.
CAGAGCCCGGUGAGGACACGUCGUGAGACCGGGGACACGUGAGACCGGGACAUGUCCACAGACAGCAUGCCUCUGCAGGAGCGGCCCUGCCUCAGCUCCGUGUUGUGUCAGAAGACGAUCAAGCGGCGCUCCAGAUGUGGCGCCGGCGAGGGCGUGGAGGCGGAGUGCACCCCCACUGAGCUCAUCCAGCUGUGCCCCCCCCGACACAAGCGUCUCUGCAGCAGAGACAAAGAGAACGAGUGUGGAGCCUUCGUCCUGGCUCGCAGGUCCAGGAGGAGGAAGGAGUCUUCAUCAGGGGUCUCAUGGGACCACCUCCCAGACGAGCUGCUCCUGAAGCUCCUCCUCUUCCUGCCUCUGCAGGAGCUGCUCCGCAUGUCCACCGUCUGCAAGCGCUGGCGCCGCCUAGUGUUUGACGAGUCCCUGUGGCACGGCGUGGACCUGGAGGGGCUGACCCUCGGGGGGGCGGCGGCGCUGCAGCAGGUCCUGCCCCUUGGCGUCCGGAGGCUCCGCUGCCCGCGCUCCUUCGUGGAGGAUCUGGUCCUCACGGCCUCCAGUCCUCUGCAGAUGGUUCAGUUGGACAUGUCCAGCUCCAUCAUCUCCACCUCGGCUCUGGAGAGCAUCGUGUGUCAGUGCAGGAAGUUGGAGCAUCUGAGUCUGGAGGGGCUGCGGCUCUCAGACGCCAUCAUCAACUCUCUGGCGAUGAACGUGAACCUGCGUCAGCUGAACCUCAGCGGCUGCUCCGGCUUCUCCGCCGCCGCGCUGGCCGCCAUGUUGACCUCCUGCUGCCGGAUGGAGCAGCUGAACGUGUCCUGGUGCGAGUUCACCAGCGACCACGUGAAGGGCGUGGUCAGGAACCUCGGCGCCGGCGUCACGCAGCUCAAUCUCAGCGGCUACAGAGAAAGUCUCUCGCUCGACGAUGUGAAGGAGCUGGUGGGGAGGUGUCCUCACAUCCAGACUCUAGAUCUAAGCGACAGCACGCUGCUGAUGGCCGACAGCUUCCCUGUGCUCGCUCAGCUCCAGCGGCUGACGCAUCUGUCCCUGAGUCGCUGCUACCACAUCCACCUCGCCGCGCUCACGGACCUGGGGAAGACCUUCCCGCUGCUCGUCCUCCUGGACGUCUUCGGCCUGGUCCUGGACGGACACCUGCCGUCUCUGAAGAAGGAGCUGCCGCGCGUCAGCAUCAACUCGCGGCCGUUCUCCAGCGUGGCGCGGCCCACGCCCAGCGGCCGGCCGCCCGGCGCCCCCGGCGAGCGCACCAUGUGGAGCAGCUCGUGUCGGCUGAGGUUCCUGCCGCAGUGACCACGUCCUCGGGUCAGUUUGACGCAGAACGUCCACACAGGAAGUCCAGUCUGUGACGGAGCAGUUUGCCCGACGUUAACGGGUCAAAGGUCACGGACCGAGGCGCUGAGUGCUGACCACGCCGGGAGGAACGCCUUCAUCCAGGACGUUGACCCCGUUAGUGUUUUAAUGAAUUAACAGAAUGUUUUGUGAAUGUUGGGACAGUUGAAGCCUCAGACGAGUUCAUGUGAUGACAUCACCAGCUGGUUUAUCAGAAUAGUUUUUUAAUGUGAAAUGAUGUUUGAUCUGUGGAUCUUCUUAAUGAUGCUGAACUGUUUGUGAUCAUUCGUGUACGUUUCUCCCUUCAGGGGAUUUUAGGAUCAUCUCAUUAUGUCACUGGAGAUUUGCUCAUUUCAUUCCAAACU